AUGGUUCUAAAGGCAUGCGACCGGUGCCAUUUGAGUAAGGAGAAAUGCACCUUCACAGACGAUAAUCAGCAGCAAUGCACCAGGUGCCGGCGCCUGAAGAUUACCUGCUCGACAUCCCGACGGAACAGACGUAUAGGUCGCCGCCCUGCUGCGAAAGCCUUCCCGCAUGGGGAGAUGCAAAUAUGGAGCGUCGAUUCACAUCAACAAUGCCCGUCCGACGCUCGUGAUACCAAAGCGUCACCGAGUGUGCCCCGAAAACGUUCAAUCUCAAGUACGCCGUCCGAUACAACGGAAGAACUUGGAACUCCACAAAAAGUCGACUCGCCCGACAGCGAUGACGCCAUGCUCUUGCCACCGGAGAAACUGCUCGCCUACCCUGCCGAACUUCAAACAACCCGCGAUGCUAUGCGCACAGUGCUAGACGUGGAUCAAUUUACUGCAAUUCAUAUGCCAUUCAUGUGGGGAACGAGUUUCGUGCCCGAAUCCCAAAGGACCGUCUAUGCGAUUUUAUGUCUAUCGGGGCCCACGUUAACCGAGGGUUACUUGGCAUUCAUCGGGCUCAUGACGAGCUACCAAAGAUCACUUGUUAUGCGACGAAAUGCCCCCGACAUGAUGAAAGCUGCGAAAGGUCUGCAACGACUGCGAAGCGUCAAGAUAACGCAAAGUUGCGAUGCGGUUUGUGCUCUCUUCUUGGGGCAAACCAUGUAUGUGUUCAACGUACUCACCGCGCACGACUCGUCCACGGCCCAUUCCAUCGUGCGAAGCUCCCUUAUGUCAACCAAAGCCUGGGUCCCGGCCCUCAUACAAUACCCCGUCAUGGACACAAUAAUCAUGACUCCUAUUCUCGUCGACACGGUCGAAUGCUUGGCGCGUCGCGAGGUUCCUAUAUUGAAACUCCCGGCCACAGAAAGGAUCAUUAUAGAUCGCUAUGCGGGCCUCCUUGCAACCCUUUUACCCAUCCUGUACGAUCUCUGCGAAUGCAGCCAUGAUAUGAAGAGGGAUAUCACCGAUAUCGGAUCUGACUCGUACCCGGAACACUCCCAACGCCUGGCUGAGAUAGAGCAAACAAUCCGGCAUUGGAAGCCUCAAACAUCACCCCAGAUGUUCACCGAUUUCGCGCAACACGAGAUCUUGGCAAUGGUGACACAAGCAAAUGUUUAUCGCCUUGCGGCUCUGUUGAUCAUCCACCGCCUGCGGUAUCCUCUAGGCGUCGAAGAUGCCACGGGGCAAGACCUCGCAAAUAGUAUUUUUGCCGAAAUGUCCUUUUUUACCAAAUCAGCUACCCACAAAACUACCGCUCUGCCAGUCGUGUUUCCCUUAACAUUAUCCAUGUUUGAGGUCCAAGGACCGGGGGAGGAAUUACUGGAAAGAUUAUCUUCAUUUACAGUUCAAAGUACAAGUGCAUUGAGACUUCAGGAAUUUGUCAAGCGGGUCCGAGCAUCACGAGAGUUAGGGUUUAGGGGGUUUUGGUUUGAAUUGGCUGAAACACAACUUCAUGCAGCGAUGCCUCCUUGA
Molecule: messenger RNA, 1515 nt
Organism: Penicillium cinerascens
Lineage: Eukaryota; Fungi; Ascomycota; Eurotiomycetes; Eurotiales; Aspergillaceae
Product: Zn(II)2Cys6 transcription factor
Exons: 1
Coding region: 1-1515 (504 amino acids)
Biological process (GO): regulation of DNA-templated transcription
Molecular function (GO): zinc ion binding; DNA-binding transcription factor activity, RNA polymerase II-specific
Source: RefSeq, a predicted model, not a curated record